Messenger RNA from Plasmodium malariae, 663 nucleotides. It is a transcript of the gene 1-CysPxn, whose product is annotated as 1-cys peroxiredoxin, putative. Gene Ontology annotation, cellular component: cytosol; mitochondrion. Gene Ontology annotation, molecular function: peroxiredoxin activity. The transcript has a single exon. Bases 1 to 663 code for a protein of 220 amino acids. Gene Ontology annotation, biological process: cell redox homeostasis; cellular oxidant detoxification. The record is from RefSeq and is a predicted model, not a curated record. Lineage: Eukaryota; Apicomplexa; Aconoidasida; Haemosporida; Plasmodiidae.
AUGGCGUACCACCUAGGAUCCACCUUUCCUAACUUCACUGCUACUGCGUCAGGAGUAGAUGGUGAGUUUGAUCUGUACAAAUAUAUUGGAAGCAGCUGGGUAAUUCUGUUUAGUCAUCCAAACGACUUUACCCCGGUAUGUACCACUGAACUUGCUGAAUUAGGAAAAAUGAAUAAAGAAUUUUUAAAAAAUGAUUGUAAGUUAGUAGGGUUCAGUUGUAAUUCUAAAGAGUCCCAUGAAAAAUGGAUUGAUGAUAUUAAACAUUAUGGAAAAUUGGAUGAAUGGAAAAUUCCAAUAGUCUGUGAUGAAUCAAGAGAAUUAGCUACAAAGUUAAAAAUUAUGGAUGAAAAGGAAAAAAAUAUAGAUGGACUACCAUUAACUUGUAGGUGCGUUUUUUUUAUUUCUCCGCAUAAAAUUGUUAAAGCAACUUUAUUAUAUCCAGCUACAACUGGAAGAAAUGCCCUUGAACUUUUGAGGGUUUUAAAAUCUUUACAGCUUACGGACAAACAUCAAGUUGCUACUCCUGUUAACUGGAACGAAGGGGAUAAAUGUUGCGUUUUACCAACUCUCCCCGAUAUAGACAUCCCGAAAAUUUUUUCAAAGGAAGUGCAAAAGGUCAGCGUACCGUCUAAGAAGCCUUACCUCCGUUUCGUUGAUAUGUAG